UCCUCGCGAGAAAGCCCAUGAUGCUGAUGGAUGCACUGAUCAUCUUCAUCAGGCGUUCGUGGGCGAUAGAGGGGGGGAGAACAGCGCCAUCAGGCAAAGAGGGAAACGCUCGGCCGCCUUUGCUCACUGCCUGCUCGCCGGGUUUCCCCGUGCACCACGGAUGGAGUGUGAGCGGUCCGCCUCAGCGCAGCCCGACGUGAAAACAGAAGAGGAAAUAGAAGCACUGAUUUUUGAUGGUGCAGAGGUUGUUGACAUUCACAACAUGCAAGUUCCUCAGCGAGUACUUUCAGUUAAUAGUGUCCCCUCAACCUUACAUGAGAGUGAUGAACAGAGGAGAUGUCUGGCAACCCUAGUAUACCUGAAAAAUACCAGAAACAAUAACCCUGGGGAAUGCAGCGCUACAGGAGUUGAUCUAUCUGAUGUGGAACCUGAAAGCACUGGUUACCAGGAGCAACCCCUAACUGAGAAUAGGCGUGCUGGGAUCAUUACUCAUCAACCAUGUGGGCUCCGAUCAGGGAAAAGGAAAACAUUUGCUCCCUCUAAUGCCCAGAUGGGCAAACCGGCCAACUACAAUGAAGUAAGAUUAAAGAAGAAAAGAGUGCACAGUAUGGUAAGACCACCUGCAUUAAGGAGACUGUCAGAUGAUGAAGAUUAUGAGUUCUAUGAUGAGGAAUCUGAUGCAAUGCCAGAUAAUGUUAGUGACUUAUCGGAUAGCUCUGAAAACGUAGGUCAGCAAACCUCACUGAUGGAAGUUAUCAACUAUUGUCAGGUUAUAUAUUCUGCCAUCCGAAGACUGGACAGAAAAGUGGAAGUGAUUCAGAGAAAAGUAUCUGAUCUGCGUCAAGGAAAAACAAGAUACUUUGCUAAGCAAAGGCAAGUUUUAGCAUCUCUUUCCAACGGUUAUAACCAGACCUUGAAGAGGAAAAUGGUACUGAAAUCCUGUGGGAAUAUACGAAAGAAGAGAAUUGCCUGCUCCACCCCCUCUUAUCAGAGUGAGCCAAAUUACUCUAAUGAUCCUAUAAUAAUUCAGGACGAAGAAGAUGUUGCUGAUAUGAUAGUUAGUGAGAAGCCAAGUGAAUCAGCAACCUUUCAUUCCACGGAACAGAUCCUGGAAAAUGUGAUGCCACCAACCAAUUCAGCUGUGCCUGGUCAAGUGCUACAGCGCCUGGCCCUAAACCCAGACCUUCAGCAACCGAGCCAGAGGCCACAAUCCAUACCAGCAACAUAUAAAAUGAACAAACUACUGAACAGCCACAGUCAGCGACCAGUGCUUCAGCAGCUAGAAAUAAAGAAAACUUUUCAAACCAUAGAAAAUGCUCACCAAAACUUUGAUUCAUCAGCUGAUCAUUGUAAUAAUGCGGAGCCUUUGAGGAAGGAUCCAAUGCUGCAAGAUUCAUCUUUUGAUCUUUCAAAGAACAGCUUUGGAUUUCUGGGGAAUCCCAAGCGCAGUGUUAAAAUACCUGGUGCAUUUAUAUUGAAGGCCAGUCAGAAGACCCAGCCAAAGUUAGCAGCACGUUAUUUGGCCAGGAAUUUGUUCACCGAUGAGGUUCUCAUAUCAAGUAGUGUUCUGGGAAACAAGCAGUAUGGGCUGAAAUCACUGGAUCCAAACAAACUUGCAGCUGUGAGAGAGUUCUUAAGCAAACAGUUCCCUCACCAUGAUCUCACUGAAGUUGGUAAAGACUGGAAGAUCUGCAUUUCUGCAAUCAACAAUAUGAUCAGCACUACAAGGAGAAGAGUUGAAACAGGCUCAAACCAGGGAAGAGAAUACCUAUCUGAUGAAAAAGCAUCAACUUCGACCGUCUCUCCAUCUACCUCUGAUUCUGCUGCAAACAGUCAGCUCUGGUGGCUUUACCAGAACCCAACACCAUUAUCUCCUACUACAAAUCAAAAACCUUAUGAGAAAUUAGAGUGCCUCGGAAGAUCUGACCGGAAAGUGGAGUUGCCAGCCUCUGUGAUCCAUCUUGCCAAGCAGAGGACACGACCUGAAUUGGCAGCCCGUUUCCUCAUCAGACACCUCUUCCCAGACAGCGUGCUUCUCAGGAGUAAUGUGUAUGGAGCAAUUCGGAAAGGAAAAGCUCCGCUUGACUGUAAUAAGAUAAAUGCUGUGCGAGAAUUUCUAGCCGAUUGCUUUGCAGGUUUUGACCUGGCUGAGGAUGGCAAAGACUGGAAAGUAUGUGUUGAUGCAAUUAAUGGUGUCAUUCGAUGUCUCAGAUAUGAACUAAAGAAGACACCGCAAGGAAGAUCAUUCCUUAAACAUUAUUCAUCACCUGACCCAGGCCAAGCUGAGAUGGAAUGACAUGAAGCAAAUGAAUGCACGUUGUAAUUACGUGGUCAUAGACGCAAUUCCAAGUAUUAAUUGUAUGCUGUUCUGAGGUAUAAGGAAAAUAUGGAAGAAUCUAAUGGAAGGAACAUUAAAGUGGACAUUCCAUUAUUAUCCAA
Pristis pectinata (smalltooth sawfish) is the source of this 2439-nucleotide messenger RNA. RefSeq lists its product as uncharacterized. The record is from RefSeq and is a predicted model, not a curated record. The transcript has 12 exons. Gene Ontology annotation, molecular function: DNA binding. The coding region runs from base 161 to 2296 and encodes 711 amino acids. NCBI's taxonomy places the organism in Eukaryota, Metazoa, Chordata, Chondrichthyes, Rhinopristiformes, Pristidae.